Molecule: messenger RNA, 453 nt
Organism: Pelagomonas calceolata
Lineage: Eukaryota; Pelagophyceae; Pelagomonadales; Pelagomonadaceae
Source: the annotation of a GenBank genome assembly
AUGCGGGUGUACGCUGCCCUCACACUGCUGCUCGCCGCGCGCGCCGCAGCGGAACCCGUGGAGAGGCGAGAAAUCCGCAGCGUCGACGAGUUCCGGCGCCUCGUCCAGACGUCGCAGCGCUGUUUUCUUGUCGAGUUUUUUAGCGGCAUGUGUGGAUAUUGUCAGGAGUUCGAGCCGACCUGGCUGGAACUGGCCAAGACGACGACGCGCCUCGAGCCCGCGCGCGUGAAUAUUGAUAUGCCGGGCGGCCUGGCCGUGGCCGAAUUAGUAGGAGUCAUCAACGAAGGCAUUCCCGCUGUUGUCUUGUUCAAUCAAAGGAGGACGGACUCCCACCAGACGCUCAUGGCCGGCGAGCUCGAGGAGCUCCCCAAGUUAUUGCGGCGCGUCUACAAAGCGACGAAGGGCCAGUACCUGUCGACGGACGCCGAGGGUUUUUUCUUGCGGGCGUCCUAG